Passer montanus (Eurasian tree sparrow) is the source of this 2630-nucleotide messenger RNA. It is a transcript of the gene ADAM11, whose product is annotated as ADAM metallopeptidase domain 11. Bases 62 to 2365 code for a protein of 767 amino acids. The transcript is spliced from 26 exons. Gene Ontology annotation, molecular function: metalloendopeptidase activity. NCBI's taxonomy places the organism in Eukaryota, Metazoa, Chordata, Aves, Passeriformes, Passeridae. The record is from RefSeq and is a predicted model, not a curated record. Gene Ontology annotation, biological process: proteolysis.
GNCGGUGACGGUCCCCGGCGCGGCGGGCCCGGCGCGGCCGCUGGCGGAGCAUGAGGGAGCCAUGAGCCCGCUGCGGGGGUGGCUGCUGGCCGCGCUGCUCUCGCUCGCCCCGCGGGCAGGUGCUGCCGCGCAGGCCGGAGCGCUGCCGCGGAGGCUCCCGCGGGCCGCAUGGCAGGAGGGGCGGGUGCUCUCCCAAAUCACCCACCCCAGCCGGCUGGUGGGGCAGAGCUCGGGCGGAGAAGUCCCAAAGCAUCAGCUGGACACCAGGGUCAGGCAUGAGCCCGGAGGAGGAGGAGGAGGAGGACCCGGGCUGCACCUGGCACAGGUGAGCUUCAUGGUGCGUGCCUUCGGCUCAGCCUUCACCCUCGAUCUCCGGCUGAACCACCACCUCCUCGCCUCCCACUACGUGGAGCGGCACGUCGGCGCGGGCAGCAACGGCAGCCACAGCACGGGCGCGGGGGAGCACUGCUACUACCAGGGCCGGCUCCGGGGGCAGCCCCGCUCCUUCGCCGCUCUCUCCAGCUGCCAGGGCCUGCGCGGGGUCUUCUCGGACGGCCGAGCCACGUACCUGAUCGAGCCCCAGGCGGGCGCCGAGCGCGGGCAGGGUCUUCGACCACACAUCGUGCAGCGCAUCCCCAGCUGCCCCCGACUGGGCUGCCUCUUCCCUGCGCUGAGCCAGCGUGUCCCGGGUGGGAUUCCAAAGCUGCGGCGGCGGCGGCAGGUCCGCCGAGCCCAGCACACGGUGCACAGCGAGACCAAGUACAUCGAGCUGGCCGUGGUGAACGACCACCAGCUGUUCCUGCAGCUCCGCAAGUCCGUAGUUCUCACCAGCAACUUCGCCAAGUCCGUGGUCAACCUGGCUGACAUGAUCUACAAGGAGCAGCUGAACACUCGCAUCGUGCUGGUGGCCAUGGAGACGUGGGCGGCCGAGGACCGGAUCCGGAUGGGGCAAGACUCCCUGGAGACCCUGAACGAGUUUGUGAAGUACCGGCGCGAGGGGCUGGCAGAGCACAGUGACACCGUCCACCUCUUCUCGGGUCGGACGUUUCAGAGCAGCCGCAGCGGCACCGCCUUUGUCGGGGGCAUCUGCUCCCCUGCCCGCGCCGGCGGCGUCAACGAGUACGGCAACGUGGCGGCCAUGGCGGUGACACUGGCGCAGACCCUGGGGCAGAACGUGGGCAUGAUGUGGAACAAGCACCGCACUGCCGCAGGGGACUGCCGCUGCCCGGACUCGUGGCUGGGCUGCAUCAUGGAGGACACAGGGUACUACCUCCCGCGGAAGUUCUCCCGCUGCAGCAUCGAUGAGUACAACCAGUUCCUGCAGGACGGCGGCGGCAGCUGCCUCUUCAACAAACCCCUGAAGCUCCUGGACCCCCCGGAGUGCGGCAAUGGCUUCGUGGAGGCGGGCGAGGAGUGCGACUGCGGCUCGCUGGCGGAGUGUGCGAGGAGCGGCGGAAACUGCUGCAAGAAAUGCACCCUGACCCACGACGCCAUGUGCAGCGAUGGGCUCUGCUGCAAGGGCUGCAAGUACGAGCCACGUGGAGUGUCCUGCCGGGAGGCUGUGAACGAGUGUGACAUCCCCGAGACCUGCACCGGGGACUCCAGCCAGUGUCCCCCCAACCUCCACAAGCUGGACGGAUACUUCUGUGAGAACGAGCAGGGACGAUGCUACGGCGGGCGCUGCAAAACUCGGGACCGUCAGUGCAACGCGCUGUGGGGCCGCAGCUCGGCCGAGCGCUUCUGCUACGAGAAGCUGAACGUGGAGGGGACGGAGCGGGGGAACUGCGGGCGCGAGGGCCUGGGCUGGCUGCAGUGCAACAAGCAGGACGUCCUCUGCGGCUUCCUCCUCUGCGCCAACAUCUCGGGCUCGCCGCGGCUGGGGGAGCUCAGCGGGGAGAUCGCCACCACCACCUUCUACCACCAGAACCGCUACGUGGACUGCAGGGGCGGCCACGUGCAGCUGGUGGACGGCUCGGACCUGAGCUACGUGGAGGACGGGACGCCCUGCGGGCCCGGAAUGCUCUGUCUCGACCGCAAAUGCCUUCCAGCCACCGCCUUUAACUUCAGCUCCUGCCCCGGCAGCUGGGACGGGAAAAUCUGCUUCGACCACGGGGUUUGCAGCAACGAGGGGAAGUGCAUCUGCCGGGCGGAGUGGACGGGGAAGGACUGCAGCGUCUACGACCCCAUCCCGGAGCCGAAGCCCACGGGGGAGACGGAGCGAUACAAGGGUCCCAGUGGCACCAAUAUCAUUAUCGGCUCCAUCGCGGGGGCCGUGCUGGUGGCUGCCAUCGUCCUAGGGGGGACAGGCUGGGGAUUUAAGAACAUCCGCCGAGGAAGGUACGACCCGGCGCAGCAGGGAGUGUAACCGUGUCCCCCCCAUCGUCUCGUCACCGUCCCUGUCACCGUCACCGUCCGGCAGCCUGACGGCGUGGGAGCCCCCGGGCCCGUCUGUCCGUGUGCUGUGUGUCCGGCCGUGCUGUCUCCAUCUCUGUGCCCCCGGGGCUGAAGGGCAGCAGCGGCUGGGGGGUUCUGGCAGCAGCCCCUCCCCCGGCGCUGGCUCACUUCAGCUCAGUGUCCCCCGUGUGUCACCCCCCUGUCGCAGCCCCCCACUAAACGCACCCCACUUCUGU